Molecule: messenger RNA, 2709 nt
Organism: Cydia fagiglandana
Lineage: Eukaryota; Metazoa; Arthropoda; Insecta; Lepidoptera; Tortricidae
Exons: 1
Coding region: 1-2709 (902 amino acids)
Source: RefSeq, a predicted model, not a curated record
AUGAACAGCGAACAAUUUGACAAAUUCCUUGCAUUGCAAGCUACACAACAACAACAAAUCUCGGACAUAUUACAAUUGCUGUUAACGCAACAGCAAAAGGCAGCUGCCGCGACUCCCACACCAACAACGACACACGGCACGGAGUCGCCCAGCUCUUCGAACACGAACGGUAACAGAAACAAUGUUUACAACGGCUUUAAGAGCGACAAAUUCAACCCGGAUGACACCGCAGUUGAAAAUUUUAUCGACUAUUUCGAAACCAAAUGCAAACUUUGGGGCGAGGAUGCACGUAUCAUACAGAAGGAACUGCUAUUUACCUGCCUCUCACCGGAGACCUUUCACGAAAUUAAGGUUGCCCUUACACCGCACUUUGAAAACAGUACAUAUGCGGAUAUUCGAAAUAAACUGCUCGACCUAUUUAGAAUUAAACGCACACGAUACAGAGCAUUAACGGACUUUUGGAACUGCAUACGAAAAGACAACGAAUCUAUGGAACAUUACGCUAACAGAUUGAAAGAAAUAAGUAAAGAUUGUGGCUAUAGCGAUAACUUAUUAGAACGACAGUUACGUGACCGAUUUGCAACCGGGCUUAACCACGAACAAUUACAGAUCGACCUGAAACAAAAAUGGCCGGAUCUACAAGAAAUUCAAGAUGGUACGACGAAAGAAGUCACCUUCUCUCAGAUUUUUAGCGUUGCUCAAUCGCGGGAACGAGCAGAAGGCGAUACAGACACACACGUCAAAGUCAAUAAGAUUAAAAGAAACCCCAAAUCUUACCAGAACACGUCACCGCGCAAAUUACGGACCCAUCAAUGCUUGAGAUGCGGUGAGCCCGAAAGACAUCCAUUAAACCAGUGUGCUGCCAAAGCACAUACAUGCAAACAGUGUAACACACCAGGUCACUUUGAGGAUUGCUGCAUCAAAUCAGGCAAAGCAUGCUUACCUAAUCGGAACUAUAAACAAACAACAUUUACUAAAGGAAACAAGCUGCACAAACUUAAGCAUGACGGGAGCAGCAGCCACUCGUCUCAAUCUUCCUACUCAGACGACAGCGGAGAUGAAACGGACGUUGUCUGUCAAAUAAGCAAAACUAAAAGCAAGGACAGCAAAAAAAUUGAUGUUUUCAUUAACGACAUUCCGUGCACGAUGGACUGGGACCCCGGUUCACUCUAUUCAAUUAUUAGUACACAAUUGUGGGCGCGUAUCGGAGCUCCUUCCCUCAUGAAGGCUCCCAGCUUGCGCGCAUAUGGAAAUACAAGACUCAAACCAAAGGGUCUAACAAACGUUACCGUACGCAUUCAAGACGAGGAAAAACUACUUCCUGUUGUUGUAAUGAAGUCAGCUGACCCUAUGUUGUUCGGCCUACAGUGGAGCGAAAUGUUCCAGAUGGAUUUCCCAAAGCCAGUCUAUUCCAUCAAGAAAACUCGACACGAAUCCAUUACACUAAAACAACUCUUGGACAAGCAUACAACUCUCUUCGACGGCAAACUUGGAAAAGUAAAAGAAUAUCGAGUAAACAUACAUAUCAAGCCCCAUGCUCAACCGAAACACAUCCCAGCCAGAUCAAUUAAAUUUUCAAUGAAGAAAAACAUUGAAGUUGAACUAGAUCGUUUGGUCGAAGAAGGAAUUAUAACCAAAGUAGACCCAAAUAUAACUCCGGUUCAGUGGGCAACGCCGACAGUUAACGUGGUGAAAACCAAUGGCCAGAUCAGAAUCUGUGGUGACUUCCGCAGUACACUUAACCCUGUUCUUAUAACACACGCACACCCUGUUCCUUUAUUUGACCAACUACGCCAGAGUCUAGCGGAUGGUGAGAAAUUCUCGAAAAUUGACCUAAAAGACGCGUACUUACAAUUUGAAAUUGAACCUGAAUCGAAACAAUUCCUGACAAUAUCGACACACAAAGGAUACUACGUCUACAACAGAAUGCCGUUUGGCAUUUCGACGGCGCCGUCAAUAUUCCAACAUUACCUUGACAAGCUUCUAGAGGGAUUGCCAAAUGUAGCAGUCUAUUUUGAUGACAUUGCGGUUACAGGGAAAAAUGACAAAGACCACCUUGAAACAUUACGUACCGUAUUCGAAAGACUGGAACAAGCCGGAUUGAAAGUCAAUUUAAAGAAAUGCACCUUUUUACAGCCAGAAGUCGAAUAUCUUGGACACACAAUUGACAAAAAUGGAGUACGCCCUACAAAAUCAAAGAUUGAAGCCAUCACCAAAGCCUCCCCGCCAGCUAAUGCCAAGGAGCUACGAGCAUUCCUUGGGUUGGUCAACUUCUAUGAGCGGUUUAUACCACACUUGCACAGCGUCUGUGCUGAUCUUCACGCACUAACUGGAAACAGGGUGAAAUGGCAAUGGACCGACAAGGAAGCUGAGGCUUUUGAACGUGCUAAGUUAAUGAUUGUACAUUCUAAACCACUUGUAGCUUUCAAUGACAAAUGCCCACUUUAUCUAGCCUGUGAUGCUUCAGAAAAGGGCGUCGGAGCAGUGCUUUUUCACAUGAGGAAUAAUAUUGAACAACCAAUCGCUUUCGCAUCACGAAAACUCCGACCCGCAGAGUCAAAGUAUUCUGUCAUAGACCGCGAAGCCCUAGCAAUAUUUUAUGGAAUUAGAAAAUUUGACCAAUACCUUCGCGGCACGAAAUUUACAUUAGUCACGGAUCAUAAGCCCCUAAUACACAUUUUGGGAUUCUUGGGCAUUCUUGAUAAAUAG